GUCUUUCCUUCUCGAUUCUGCUUCCAACUGGCCUGAAGUGCAUUUCCCGGUGGAACAGGCAUAUAUAUACCUCUUGCAAAAAUUAUGGCCGUUGAUGAUUCCCUCCUUAAAACGUCAAAUCAGGGAGCGAAAUCCUCGAAGCUAACAGCGGCUGUCUUGGUCGAUGGCAGGGAUCCAAUCGAUAACCUCCAGAGCGAGGCUGAUGUGCCCCGAGAGCUUGACGUGAAGAACCGUCUUCUACCGCAGGGAGCUGAAGUUCACUCGUGUGCUCUUGAAAGAGACAAGGCCCAGCUGCAGCAAGGCGGGAUCCCCUUGGUUAGUGAGCCAGGUUCUGAGUCAAUUAAGAGGAGGCCAACAUGGGUUCUCAGUUGGGCAAGACCCAUCAGCUGAGCGCUGGUAGCCUGCGGGAGGUGAGGAGGGAAAUGGAGUCCAGCGGCAUGAUGAGCGAAUCGCUUGACGAGAUCUUCCAGUGCGCGGAGGAGCAUUUCACCAAGGAGCCUGACUGCGUGAAGAACAAUGCCAAGAUGACACUCCACUGGAACGGGAAAUCGCUGGUGUUCGUGUCCGGCAGAGGAGUAUGCGAAAUUAACGUCUCGUAUAAACAGGGCUCUGAGAAACCCAGCUAUAAUGUCACCUCGCAUAGCUUGAAUAUCUUUCUAGGGAGGAUAUCGGCUGGCCUGAGGGUCCUGAGCCUCGCAAACCUGGAAGGAGCCCGGAGGAGCCUGGAUGUCUGGGAGGAGACACCCAAGAGUCUGAAAACCUGCUUUGACUGCGCCAUCCGGGGCUUCCGGAAGGAGCCCGCGUGCGUGCAGGAGAACGCGAAGCUGGUGAUCCAUUGCAGCAGGAGAAAUCUGCCGUUCAUCUCCGGGAAGGGCGAAUGUGAGAUCAGCGUGUCCUACAGUGACGGGAAACCAGUCUACACCGUCGACGAGCCCACAGGGGAGGUUUACCUGGCGCGGCUCGGCACCUGCCCCGCACCUCUGAACGUAUCAAGUGUAGUGAGGGCUCGCAACAAAUUGGAGUCUUUUGGGGUGAUGACGCAGGAGCUGAGGGGCUGCUUUGAAUAUGCUCUGGAAGCGCUGGAGGAGGCACCUAAGCGUGUUCAGGAGAAUGCGCUGAUGUUGCUCGACACCACCAGAGGCAGGAUGAUGUUCAAGUCUGGGAAAGGGGAGAUUACAAUCACCGUCUUCUCCAUGAACGGGGAAUUCACUCAUGACGUCAAAAUGCCCAAAACCAACCGCCCGCCGAGAAAGUGAGGAGGAAAAGAAAAGAAAAUUGGAAUUUGCCAAGAGGCUUCAACCUUCAGAACAGGAUUCAACCUGAGAGUAUCUUAGCUGGAUCCCAUUGUCGCCAACUUUCUCCAUUUCAUUGCCAUAUUUCAUGUUAUGCUCAAAGCCCCCAGCUCUGGGAGUCAAGUGAUUUCCUGGGAAUCUCAGCUUUCAUUUUUUUUUAAAUGGGGGUUGCGUGGAAAAGCCAGAAAAGUGACACCAAAAAUUGCAAAACCAGGCAGUAAAUGAACAGGAUGAAACAUGUGGUGGUGGUGUUGUUGUUGUUGUUGUUGUUUAAAAUCUCACCAUUUUUAAGCCAAUCUCAUGCUUUGAAGGUCCUGAUUCCUGAUUUUUGAUCACUUGGGCUUGGCAAGAUUGGGACUAAAGGAGAAACCAACACUUUUCCAAGGAUUCCUUCACAUCCUCCAACUCCAUGUGUUGAGAUGGUUGAAGUUCUUUUAUAGAGAAACUUUUUUUCUCUCCUUCAAAUAAUUUUUUUUCCACAGAAUCCAAAAGAUUUUUCCCCAAACUUUUUUAUUGAGAAAUUUGUAGGAAAUUAAUUGUACAUGAACUUAAAAACACACACAAACACACUUCUUUCCGGUUUUCAUUUUCCAUUUGUUUUUGGUCACCAUAGUGUGAUGCAGUGCAGAAUGAAACUGACCUCUACAUCUAAAACAGGACAGGUCUAAAUUAGCUCCAUUAUUUGAGUUGCUCCAAUUUUUUUUUGAUCUCCUUUGCCUGAAAACCAAAAAUGAGUUUUGAGAUUGACACAUUUUCUGCUGUUAAAGUGAGUUACACAUUAUUCAACUAGGAAAAAGAGGUGUGUUAUUCACUCAUGUCGAACGAACCCAAGUUAAUUAACCUCUGUUACAAGCUUUCACUAGAGAAAAGUGUGUUUUUACACCCAGAUAGCAAUCCCAAUUUAAACUCCUAGUGAUGUCAAAGGAUGAUAGUUUUUACCUUGCCAUAAUGAGUUUAGAUCAACCAACAUCCCCGCCUAGUGGAUGGAGUAGUGAUGCAUAGACAGGUGGAGCUGGUUGGAUAGACAGAUGGAGCAGCAGCUGGAUGUUUUACUAAUUGAUUACUGAGCAUAUUCUUCAAGAUCUGCUUUUAGGGUGGAGCAUAACAUGAAACAUCCAAGCCGCUGGAUGCUUAUUAAUGACUCAUGUUAAGAAAACACAAUUAAGCCACGCUAGCACUGUUAAAAUCUUAGAGAUUUGUCCUACAAAUAUGAUACCAGCCUCUUUUCCCAUCAGAUUGUUACUUUUUAAAAUUAUUCUGCAUUUUUAACAACUUGCUUAAUAAAA
Molecule: messenger RNA, 2578 nt
Organism: Mauremys reevesii (Reeves's turtle)
Lineage: Eukaryota; Metazoa; Chordata; Testudines; Geoemydidae
Exons: 2
Coding region: 357-1256 (299 amino acids)
Source: RefSeq, a predicted model, not a curated record